Molecule: messenger RNA, 6158 nt
Organism: Biomphalaria glabrata
Lineage: Eukaryota; Metazoa; Mollusca; Gastropoda; Planorbidae
Product: ras-related protein Rab-35-like
Exons: 6
Coding region: 97-705 (202 amino acids)
Biological process (GO): endocytic recycling
Cellular component (GO): plasma membrane; endosome membrane
Molecular function (GO): GTP binding; GTPase activity
Source: RefSeq, a predicted model, not a curated record
AUCGCUUCCGACUUAUUCCUCCCCUCACAAAUUAUCGAUAGAAUAGAUACAAAAUUGUAACAAAAUACUUUAUACAUUCUAAAGCCAAGAGCUACAAUGGCUCGCGAAUAUGAUCAUCUAUUUAAACUUUUAAUAAUAGGUGAUAGUGGUGUAGGAAAAAGCAGUUUAUUAUUACGUUUUGCAGAUAAUGUUUUCUCAGGGACCUAUAUAACAACUAUUGGAGUCGAUUUUAAAAUCCGCACCAUAGAAGUCAAUGGGGAGCGUGUUAAAUUACAGAUUUGGGACACAGCAGGACAGGAGAGAUUCAGAACAAUAACAUCAACAUACUACCGAGGUACACACGGAGUCUUGGUGGUUUAUGAUGUGUGCAGUGGGGAGUCCUUCGCUAACGUCCAAAGAUGGCUUCAUGAGAUUGAUCAGAACUGUGAUGUAGUCAAUAGGAUAUUAGUGGGAAAUAAAGAUGAUGACCCUGAUAGAAAGGUCGUGCUGACCCAAGAUGCUCAAAGGUUUGCGGAACGUAUGCAGAUCCAGCUGUUUGAAACCAGUGCAAAAGAAAACAAAAAUGUAGAAGAGAUGUUUAUGGCAAUAACUAAACUAGUUCUCGAGUCCAAACGGAAGAUGCAGGAAGAGGCCAAAAAACCAGCUGCCAACACAAUACGCGUGGGUCCCAGUUCAGCUAAACAGGCCAAGAAAAAGUGCUGUUAAUACCUAGAUAUUUAAAGAGUUUGUUUUUCUGUCACAUAGUUAGUUAGGUUAGGUCUUGUAUAUCAUGUUUUUGUGUACAAAUGGCAUGUGCUGUAUUAGGCUAGGUUGUCUUGUAUACAUUUACAUACAAAUGACAUGUUCUUUGCUAGGUUAGGCCAUGUUGAAUACAUUUAUUUACAAAUGAUUUGUGCUAUGUUAGGUUCGGCUUUCUUUUUUUAAAAUUUUUUAUUUUGUCUAUGUACAAAUGACAUACAUUACAUUGUUGUAAUAUUUGAUAGUGCCAUUGGAAUAUCUUGUUAACAUACAGACUAUGAAUGAACGGCAAGGAGGCUUUUCAUUCUUCAAAAGUGAUUAAUUCUGACUAAAAUAAAAUGUUUUUAGGCUUCCUUUUUAAAAGGUUAAACUUCAAUGUCCCUGCUGGAGGGAAGGGGAAAACCAUAUUUCAUUUUUAAGGCUUCCCUCUACCCCUCACGUCUGAAUUUUUAAGCCACAUGGUCUGUUUAGAACAAAGGAGCGGGUGGGUAUUAUAAUAUUAACAUGUUGAUGCGUUGCUAGCUAUCUUGAGGCAUUGUUUUCACUAUCUUGCGUUUUUCCAAGAUGGCUGUCAGUAUUGUCCUAAGUAAAAAUGGAUUGAUAACAAUUUGAAUUACUGCUAUGAAGUCUGAGAAAGAUUACAAAUUUAUUGGUAAAAAAAAAAAAUGUCGUUUGAAAGAUAAUAGCGGUUUUUGCCUUUUAUAGAAGCUGAAUUGUUUCGAUUCUAUCGAGUAGUUCUGUGUGCUUUUUUUUUUUUUUGUUUUAAAUUAAUGACUAGAAGAAGCAAGUUUCUUUUCUUAUUGCCAUAAAUAUUGUUUUAACUUGCAUACAAGUACUGCGUAACUGCCUGGACCAGUGUUUUAUCUUGCAUUGCGAGACAAAAGCUUGGUUCAAGAACUAUGAAGUUCUACGUCAUUUAUUUUGAGUGUUGACGUUGUCUUGGAAUGGAUUGAGAGCUCCUGUGUACAAUACUGCUAUCUGUAUAAUUGUAUUUUAAAAACCUAUGUUUGUAUAUAUUAAUUGCUGUAUUGUAUCUAGGCUUGGAUGUUUUGAUGAAUUCUUCCCAUGUAUGUUGACCACGAUAGAUGGUUGGUACGUAGAAAGUGUCUCCAUAUGAUCACACUCUCAAUGCACUUUGGUUUCACAUUGUAUUCAUAGAAAAAAAUGGGUUGGGGGGGGCAUAGGAAAUGUGAAUAUAAAAAACAAAACAAAGAAAGAGUAAGUUAAAACUUUCUAUUAAUUUGUUUCUUGAUUUUCAAUGUCUGGUGUAAACUUUUUAAUGUUCUGGAAUUUCUUUUCCUGAUCAUUCACAUUCUUGAAACACAUAAAUGGGAAUUGUUUAGGCUAGCAAUAGCUUAGAUCAGUGUUUCCCAAAGUGGGGUACGCGUACCCCAUAGGGGUACGGGAAAAGUUUGAAGAGGGUAUGCCUUGCACAUAGCUAACUCUAAUGAUUUUUUUUUAUAAAUACCCAUUUAAUUUAUAAAUUGGAAUAAAAUAUAAGUUUUAAAUUCUUUUCAUUAUUUAUUUUAAGUGUUUACAAACUCAGAUACAGUGCUAUUUUAGAUUUUAAGACUAAUUUCUAUUAAAAUCUAGAAAUGGAUGGAGAUGUUACAACUUCCUUUGACAUGCCCACUUUUUCAAUGUAAAAACUAUUUCCAUUUUUUUUAGAAUGUAUUUGAUGUGUCUCUGAAGCAAAAAAAACAACAAAAAACUCCUUAAUUAAAUACUUAAUUUUGAUUAAUUAUUAUUUUGUGAAUGAAGGCCUACAAAACAAAAAUAAAAUAAAUUUUUAUUGUUAUUAAAAUAAAUCCUUUUUUUUUUUAAGGGAAGAGUGGUGGGAGAGGGGUAUACAGCGUUACGAAAAUUCUUGAAGGGGUACGCAUAGGUAAAAAGGUUUGGGAAACACUGGCUUAGGACAUAGUUUGAAAUUGUGCUUAUCAUAGAUUGGUGUUGAAUUGGUUUUCUCCUUCUCAAGGUGCAAGCUUAAUGCCUGUGAAUUGUUUGUACAAGCUCAGUAUUUCAUGCAUUCUUAUCCCAUAUGCUGGGUAGAACAAAUUUUUUUUGUCCUCAACUUGUUUGUAGUUUGCCUUUUUGUGGUGAGUCUCUUGAAUGUGAUUAUCAUGUACAUUUCUAGAGAAUGUUGAUGUAAUUAUAGCAAUAUAAACAAUGUACAAAUUUGUUUUGGCUGGUCCAUUCUAAAACAAAUAACAUGUCAGAUGUUAAUAGUUGAUCAGCUCAAGAUAAUGUAUACAUAUAUAUAUAUAUGGCUCAUUCUGUUUCUAAAGAGAAACGCCUUUCUGGGGCACAUUCCUGAGUCUUAGAUCUAGGGAUCAUGGGAAGCCAGUGCACUUUAGUUCCUCUAUCACAAGUCAGUUGCAGGAGCUGCUGGAAGGAAUACCAUUAUUCGGAAUUCCAAUACCAAAAACAACCCACUCAUGAUUUUUUCUUAAGGUUAAUCCCUUAAGCCUUUAGGUGCAAAGCUGUAGAGUUUGGACUGCAAGAAAUCUUCUUUAAGGUGAUUUAUCUUUCUUGGAUGACAUACUCUUAUCUGUCUCAAGUUCACUGCUUUAUAAAUACAGGUACCUGUCAAAGCAAGUUUCACCAUGCUUAACCCAAACGGGUUGGAAGGUGCUGCGCUUGGUUGUCAAAGAUUCCAUGUUAUUUAGGAUUAUCUUGACAACAGUAGGAUCUUUAUCUCUUUAGACAGCCCUGCUAUAAGGCUCAAGAUAAAUACAACUACUUUAAUGCUCUGGGUUUUAACAUCUGGACAUGUGCAAUUUUAAGUAGAUUUAAGUAGAUAUCCUGAUUCACAUUGUUUAUUUGAAGUACAGUAAUUUGGUUUCAUCCUGUUUUGAUAAGAUAGAAUUUUACUGAAACUAAUUUAAGCUAUUUAAAUGUAGGCCAGUGGUUCUUAAACUGUGCCACUUUUCAUCUCCAUGAAGUUUUGUACUUUAUAUUUAUUUGGGAAACUAUUCAAAAUGUGUGCAUGGAAAAAAAAAAAAAGAAACCAAUUUUCUGCAUAAGCAAAACAUGCAAUCCAAAGAAGGAAAGGUUUGGCCCCCUACUUCAAAUCUCUUAAGUUUCUCUAUCAUUGGGUAAUACUUUCACUGAUUUCACUGAUGGCCUAAAAGUCACUAAUAUGUUUGUUUGAACCUCAGUUGGUGAUGACUUGUACAUCAUUCCCUUAACAUAAGCUUAGAGAACAUUACAUCCUUUGUCUGAGUAAAGAAGCCCUGCUUAUUCUUUGUGUGAUAAGAAAGAGCUGGAUAUUUGUUCUAUCUAUAUUCUUUGACUCAGCACAGUAGGCCAAUAUGAUUUGGGAUUUAUCCCUUUAAGAUCCUGUUACCAUGACCCAAGUUGACUUGAAAGACAGUGCUUGCGCAGCAGAAUGAUCAGGCAUAUCUUCAGAAAUAGUUGACAACUUGUUUGUAGAAUCAGUCAAAAAUCUAAAGAGACGUCUAAAAAGUAAUAGUCUAUUAAAGAUUGACUUCCUGACGGAUCAUUCCAGCAAUGUCCUGCAAUGAUUUGCUUAUUGAGCAAAUACUCUUUUUAUGUGCAACUCUUGUCAUUGUUUGAAUUUUUGUUGAUAGUUUCUGUUUUAAUGUCAUUGAUUGCAAUAUACAUGUUUCUGUUGUUAGAACAGCUUUUCUAUUCAUUCUGUUUCCUGGCAUCAAUGUGUGCAAAUGCAAUGAUCUAACUUUCGGAAGUCGAUGUUCUUUCAUUGGUAUUAUUGUUUUGUCCCCAUGAUUUGACUGGAUCAUGAAAUUACUGAGUGUAGAUUUGGUUUCCUUUAUUUAAUUUUGUAUUUGCGUCAUUGUAACAUAUUUUUUUUUUCAAGAGUGUUGAAAUUUUUGAAUUUUAUUAUCUAUUGUGAUUGAUAGGUAAAUCAAAUCUAAUUCUAGUGUACAUAGCCAACUGUAUUUUUAGACUGCAUUUCUAAUGUGGGGUGUACAUUUCUUUGGUGAUUAAUUUUGAGCAUAUUUUUUUUUUCCCUGUGAUUUUUAAACAGAUUCUUAGUUUUUGAUAACAAAGUUCUAAAAGCAUAAUUUAGUUCUGUGGGACCAAUAUCAUAUCUAUCCCCCCCCUCCUUUUUUUUUUUUUAAAUUUACCUCCACCCUUGCUUCACUCUCCUUUUUCAAAAAACAAAAUUUCUGUGAUUUCUAGUCUUCUAAAAUACUAGUUUUUUUUUUUUUUUUUUUGAACUCAUAUUUAAAAAGAUCAAAUAUUUAUUAAAUAUACCAGUAGCAUCAAUCUGAUAAAUAAGCACUCCUGUCCAGAAUGACAUCAGAUGGUUAGUUACUUUGGAGUCCUGAGAAACAAGGUAGUUCUACUAUCUUGUGAUUUUUUUUUUUAUAUUUGAUUAAAACAGUACUGCCUGGUACUCUAAUAGUUGUCCUUGAUUCCUUUGUUAACAUUCAUUGACUAGUGUAGUCAUCACUCAAAGAGGGCUGGUCAAAUCCUCCUGAAGGCUUGAUUGUUGUACUACAUGCAUGAGUAACGCAGAAAUGUUAAUAACCAUGAUUUGUCUAGUUCUUUUCUCUCCAAAUAUUUGUACAACACUUGAACUGUCAUGUCAAUUAAAUAUAAACAACAUGAAAAAAAAAAAAAAAGAUGUCUAGUGUUUUUGUUAAACACAUGAAAUACUUCAAUGUCCCUGCAGGAAGGAAAAAACUUCUAAAUUUUUAAAUCACAUGCUCUAUACUUGUAUGGAGGCGUGCACACCAGCAGGGGCUUUUGGGAGGAAGGAUUUAAGUUUUAUAUUAAUUUAGCCCAUUAACUGACAAGUAAUGCUAUAUAUAUAUAUAAAAUCAAGGGUUCAUAAAGCAUAGGAAGCGCAGUGGCUGAGUGGCAAAGUGCUUGGCUUCUGAACCAGGGGUUAGGGUUCGAAUCCUGGAAUUUUUAAUUUCGGGAUCUUUGGGCGUCUCUGAGUCCACCCAGCUCUAAUGGGUACCUGACAUUAGUUGGGGAAAAGUAAAGGCGGUUGGUCGUUGUUGCCUACAUGACACCAUCGUUAACCAUGGGCCACAGAAACAGUUGUCCUAUACCCUCGUUAACCGUAGGCCACAGAAUCAGAUGACCUUUACAUCAUCUGCCCUAUAGACCACAAGGUCUGAAAGGGGAACUUAACUUUGCUACUUACUCAUAUAGCAUGCUAAAGAAACACAUCAGUAUUUUGUUAUCUUUUAUUGUUAAGUAUGAAAAUAUGAAUCUUAAAUGCUUUUAAUCCAUCCAACAAAUUGAACUUCUCUUGAACAACAAUAAUUUUGAAAAAUAAAAAAAUGUUCAUACAGUUUUCAAUGCAGCAAGUGGAAAUAUACUUUAAUAGCAAGAGACUUAUUAACAUUUAGUGAUUCAAUAGCAGAGACUAUCUUGAAUUUCUAUAAUUUAGUUCCAAUAAUAAAAGCCAAAAUUCAUGUCAA